Elephantulus edwardii (Cape elephant shrew) is the source of this 1230-nucleotide messenger RNA. It is a transcript of the gene NHLRC1, whose product is annotated as NHL repeat containing E3 ubiquitin protein ligase 1. Gene Ontology annotation, biological process: protein polyubiquitination; proteasome-mediated ubiquitin-dependent protein catabolic process; negative regulation of translation. Lineage: Eukaryota; Metazoa; Chordata; Mammalia; Macroscelidea; Macroscelididae. The coding region runs from base 1 to 1230 and encodes 409 amino acids. The record is from RefSeq and is a predicted model, not a curated record. Gene Ontology annotation, molecular function: protein binding; ubiquitin protein ligase activity; translation repressor activity. The transcript is spliced from 2 exons.
AUGAGCGCCGCGUGGGGGCGGUGUCCGGGCUGGCGGCGGCGCGCGGGGGAUGCCGGGGGCGCGCGAUGUGGGCAGCCGCUGCGGGAGCUGGUGCGCGAGGCCGAGAUCAGCCUGCUCGAGUGCAAGGUGUGCUUUGAGAGGUUCGGCCCCGGCCAGCAGCGGCGCCCGCGCAACCUACCCUGCGGCCACGUGGUCUGCCUGGCCUGCGUGGCCGCGCUGGCGCACCCGCGGACUCUGGCCCUCGAGUGCCCCUUCUGCCGGCGAGGCUGCCGGGGCAGUGACACUAGCGACUGCCUGCCGGUCCUGCACCUCUUGGAGCUGCUGAGCCCCGCGCUGCCCCCGGCUCCAGCCACCUCUCCUGCCGUUCCCUGCGCUCCCGGAACGCUCACCUGCCGGCAUGCCUUUGGUGGCUGGGGGACCCUGGUCAACCCCACCGGGCUGGCGCUGUGUCGCAAGACGGGGCGCAUCGUGGUGGUGCACGACGGCCAGAGACGGGUCAAGGUCUUUGACUCCGAGGGAGGAUGUGCCCAUCAGUUUGGAGAGAAAGGGGAGUCUGCCCAAGACAUUCGAUACCCACUCGAUGUCACCGUCACCAACGACUGCCACGUGGUUGUCAGCGACGCGGGCGACCGCUCCAUCAAAGUCUUUGAUUUUUUUGGCCAUGUCAAACUCCUCAUUGGAGGCCAGUUCUCGUUACCUUGGGGCGUGGAUACCACACCCCAAAAUGAGAUCCUGGUAACUGAUGCAGAGGCAGGCUCCCUGCACAUCCUGAAAGUCGAUUUUCCAGAAGGGAAUCUCCGCAGAAUUGAGAAGAUGUGUGCCCAUCUGUGCAGUCCCCGGGGGGUGGCGGUGUCUUGGCACACUGGAGCCAUUGCCGUCCUUGAGCACCCCCCUGCUGCAGAGGGGACCCAAACGUGCAGCACCAGGGUGAAGGUGUUUAGUGCAACUAUGCAGUUCAUUGGCCAAGUGGAUUCCUUUGGGCUGAGCCUCUUCUUUCCUUCUAAAAUAACUGCCUCUGCUGUUACCUUUGAUCCCCAGGGCAAUGUGAUUGUUACCGAUACCUCCAGUCAGGCUGUCUUGUGCUUAGGAAAACCUGAGGAAUUUCCUGGGCUGAAGCCCCUCAUCACUCAAGAUCUUUCCCAUCCCGUGGCCCUGGUCUACACCAAGGAGAAUUCCCUGCUCGUGCUGGACACCGCUGCCCAUUCUGUCAAAGUCUUUAAGGCUUACUGA